Stereum hirsutum FP-91666 SS1 is the source of this 1567-nucleotide messenger RNA. RefSeq names its product alpha-ketoglutarate-dependent sulfonate dioxygenase. Gene Ontology annotation, molecular function: 2-oxoglutarate-dependent dioxygenase activity. The transcript is spliced from 8 exons. The record is from RefSeq and is a predicted model, not a curated record. The coding region runs from base 361 to 1461 and encodes 366 amino acids. NCBI's taxonomy places the organism in Eukaryota, Fungi, Basidiomycota, Agaricomycetes, Russulales, Stereaceae. Gene Ontology annotation, cellular component: cytoplasm.
GGCUUUUCGACGUCGCUGGACGCGGAUGAGUCGGCCGGGGCACAACAGGUGACCUAGACAUAUCCAGCCUCGCAAACCUGAUAUGAUCUAUUGACUGUGAAUUUGUCGACAUCCUCGUGUCAUGCACCAGUUAUCUCCCGAAACCUGCAGUGGAGUCCAUGCCUUAUAUUCUUGGAUACGGGUCGGUACUCCGCCAUCGUGGGGACAUUUUCUCCAUUUUCUCUCGUUCCCCACUUUCGUUCCGGGUGACCUUCUUGCGAGCGAUUGCGCACAUCGAAUCAGUGAUGGCGACUUCCUGACAAACAUCUACUUCCCUCUUAAAAUGAGCUCGUAUUCCGUUCUCGUUGACUUAACUGCAAAAUGGCCACCACCGUCGAAACCGUCACUCAAGCUCUCCCUACGCUGACCCUUCGUUCCGAUAAACCUUCGGAGGAGAAAUCAGAGGAGCCUUAUCAAUACGCUCACCUUAACCCACACUUUUCCCCGGCCACCUAUCCUCCCUUGACCGAUUUCGAGCAUGUCGACCCCGGCCAUCGUGCUUUGAAACAUCCAAACCCCCAGUCUUUCUUAGACAAUGCGACCAGCGUGACCGCAUUGACACCUUUUUUCGGCACGGACAUUAGCGGCGUCAGUCUGGCGGCUCUGGACAGUGACGGUAGAGACCAGCUUGCAUUGUUGGUAGCACGCCGUGGCCUUGUUGUGUUCAGGGAUCAGAAGGACUUCAUUGACAGACAUCCUGAUACCUACCUGGAAUUCGGGCGUCAUUUCGGAAGGCUGCAUAUUCACCCUACUAGCGGCCACCCGCAAGGGUACCCUGAGCUGCAUCUCGUCUACAAGGAUGCCAAUAAAACAUUCAACUUCGAACGAGACGACAGCAUCACCUCAACGUCGUGGCAUUCGGACGUCUCUUACGAAAAACAACCCCCUGGCCUCACAGCUCUCUUCCUCGUCUCAACUCCUGCCUCCGGUGGCGACACAGUCUACGCAUCACAAGUAUCUACGCUCAAGAAGCUUUCGCCUCAAUUCGUGGCCUUCCUUAGAACUCUCAAGGCUGUCCACUCUGGUGUCGAGCAAGCGGAACACUCCAGGUCUGGCAAGCGUGGAGGGAUUGUGAGACGCGAGCCUGUGGAGACUGUCCACCCAGUUGUCAGGCGUCAUCCCGUCACUGGUGAAGAGGCUCUCUACGUUAACAGGCAGUUCACUCGCCGUAUAGUUGGUCUUAAGCGAGAGGAAUCAGAAAACAUUCUGCGCUUCCUGUACGACCACAUCGACAAGGCUGCCGACUGUCAGGCUCGCGUCAAAUGGUCGUCAAACGCCGUUGUCCUGUGGGACAACCGCGUCACCGCUCAUUCCGCCAUUGUCGACUACGGAGAGACGAAAGAGCGUCGUCACGGUGUGAGAAUAACACCUCAAGCCGAACGUCCAAUCCCAGCUCUUGAGGGUCUGACCUUGGACGAUUAGCGCCUUCCGCAUCUUUAUGAUUUGUAUUAUGUUAUGUUGUAAGUUUCAUGGCCGUACUCGCUCUGUAUUGGAAAAUCAACCUAUGAACACUCGCACCAUGUUUUGC